AAUCAUCAAACGGAUUAGCUCAAUCCUUGCAGGAACAUAUCAAUUUUUUUUUUUUUCUAAAUUUUUUUUUUAAAUUAAUUACUCAGUUUAAAAAUUUUUUCAAUAAUAUUUAUUUUUUCUUAAUUUUCUUGUAUAUAAAUUUUUAUAAUAAUUUUUGUUUUUUAUAUUAUCAAAGACAACGCUCUAUAAAAUCAUAAAACUGCCCACAUUGGACAUAGACCGGAACCAUAUACCUCUACCUUUUUCCACAGUAUAUAUCACUCCUCCCACCCUAAUAUUAUUUUAAACUCUCUCCAUAUACAACCCUGAAUUUUAUAUACAAAUAUAAAAACCAUUUCAUACAUACAAACAAACCAGUGACGCUCAAGUCUUGUUUCUUUAACUUGUGCUUCGUAAUACAAAAAGAGUUAAUAAAAUUGCAUCUUAGUAUUCGCGUGACUGUUGGUUGGGGUUCUUCUUGCAAUAUCAUCAAUAAUUUUUGUUUAUCGAUAUAUAUUUUUUUUUUUUCGAAAAUAUAUAUUAUUUUUUUUAAUAAUAAACACAAACACACACAAGGAAUCAACAUGAGACUUAUCGCUAUAAUUACCGUUGCAUUAUUUGCCUUGGUAGCUGGUACAAUGGCACAAGAUUACAGUCAGCUGUUUGCUGGUUUUGGACCAUAUAUUCGUGCAGCAUCACCAAUGAGAGAUCCACGAGCUAACACAGGACCAGUUCUAUUUCCAAUGGGACCACCAGAAAGUGGUGGAGAAACAAGUGGUGUUAUUGUUGGAGCUAGUGGAUUUGGAUUUGUACCACCCAACUCAGGUUUUUUUUAUUACUUUUAAACUGGAUUGACUGAAGCUUUAACAACACAAUAAGAUGGGACAACGGAAUAUUAAUUAGCUCAAUGUUUUUAAAGUUUAAAAACAACAAAAAAAUGAUUUAUUUUUUGGAGGUCAUAUAAACAACUAUGGUGACCUUCAAAUGAUGAAUAUCAUGAAUAUAAUUAUAUCUUUUCCUUUCACCAAAUUGGAUCAGAUUACUUUUCGUUAUUUAUAUAUAAUUAUUAUUAUUUUUUUAUUUUAAAUAAUUAUCUUUGUCAUUGAAUGAUGAAGACCAAUUGUCUGGUGCAAUUUAAUAUUUUGCAAGAGACUUAACUACAAAAAGAAAAAACAAUGUGUGAUGAAAUUGUUGUUAUUUAUUGAUUUCAUCGUGAGAUAUACUUGAGUGUGAUUCAUGUCUGGGGGAUUGAUUGCCGAUGUCGGGCAAAUAUAUAUGUGUAUUUUUUUUUUUCUUUUUUUACAUCAUACGAAGGUGAUGCAUAACCUUCCAGGCAAAUAACAGCAUGCAGUGUGGAGAAUCGUUUAAAUUAUGACUUUUCUCAAUAUGCAAUUUAACUCGUGUUGAGAAUUUUUUU
This is a messenger RNA of Aphidius gifuensis, 1396 nucleotides long. RefSeq lists its product as uncharacterized. The record is from RefSeq and is a predicted model, not a curated record. The transcript has 4 exons. The coding region runs from base 564 to 824 and encodes 86 amino acids. Lineage: Eukaryota; Metazoa; Arthropoda; Insecta; Hymenoptera; Braconidae.